This is a messenger RNA of Porites evermanni, 1266 nucleotides long. The record is from the annotation of a GenBank genome assembly. Lineage: Eukaryota; Metazoa; Cnidaria; Anthozoa; Scleractinia; Poritidae.
AUGUCCAGCUUAACAAAUGGAACGACUUCAAAUGAUGAAACGACGACUAUUUAUUUGUCUGAAACGGCGGUCGGAAUCCAAUCCACAGCGAUACUUUUACUUACGGUGGCCUCUUUGAUGUGUAACGCCUUAGUUGGAUAUGUGCUCAUGAAAGAUCCCGAGCUACUAUCGCAUUCAUCGGCAAGAAAACUACUUGUGAACUUGACCGCGUCUAGUUUUUUACUCUCCUUGACAGUUUUUCCGUUUGUAGUCGGUUCAAGUAUAAAGCAAAAGUGGAUAUUUGGAGGCGAAUGGUGUCAAAUCAGUGGAUUUCUUACUGUGUUAUUCUCAUCGUCUUCUUUGGGCAUGGUUAUGUUUUUGAGCAUCGACCGCUAUCACUGUAUAGUAAACCCGUUAAAUUACAACUCAAGAAUGUCACCGACGCGUACAAACUUUUUCAUUGCGUGUAACUGGCUGGCAUGUUUGUUUUUAGCGUUAUUGCCUUUAGUAGGAUGGGGUAAAUAUGGAUAUCAAUCUGCCAAAGUUUCUUGCACUGUCAUAUGGAGUGACUCGAUGAGCGAAGGAUACAGCAAACUUUACUGCAUAGUGACGCUUUUUAUUCCCCUAUCGGUCAUGAUAUGGGCAUAUUACUACAUACUUAAAGCAGCAAGAAGACAUGCCAGAGUCGCAGUAAUAGCCGUGUUACCCGCAUCGGUGUCAGGGCUACGAACAGCAACCCGUACGACAAACCGACAGAACCGAAACUCUAUAACGUCAAAUGCAAGCACAUUCACGGGCUCAAAAGCGUUGCGGACUACAUUUCUAGUUCUGGGAACUGUUGUAUUUUGCUGGGGACCCUAUGCCAUUUCUAUUUUGUUAGAGUCGGAGCAAAUACCGGUACGAUAUGAAUUACAGACUACUUUUGUUAUGGUGUCGUGUUCAAGCGCUCUUCUCUAUCCUAUUAUCUACGGGUUUCACAUAAGAGUGAUCAGGCGAAGUAUCAGGCGACUCGUAGCUUCUAUCUUACUGUGCGGCAAUGUUGUUCGGCGUCCAGCGAGCAAUGCCACGUUCAUUGUCUCGCCAACGGCUUCUUUCAGAAAUAGAUCAGUUUCGGAUGGUUCUGUGAAUUCGUUUGACAUGACUUUUUCACCUCGGAGGGAAAGCGAGAGUCUUGGGUUGCCAGCUAUCAAAGAAGAGUUUGAAAUCGAGAACAAACCCAACAGAACUAGAUCAACGGAAGUCACCGAUUUGGAGUUCUGUAACCUUCCAGGAAGUGUGGAUUGUUAA